AUGUCAGGAGGCCAGCGGCCAUCUCAGCACGGCCAGCGCUCUGUGGCGGGCCUGGCCAAGCCGGCGGGUCCGCAGAGCGUCCGGCAGCUGAGGGAGGCCGAGGAGGCCGCGCCGGUGUUCCAGUACGCGGGGAAGGCGGCCAAGCGGAAGGACCGCGUCUUCGUGUGGGGCUUCUCCUACUCGGGCGCCCUGGGCGUCCCCAGCUUCGUGAAGCCGGACGUGAGCUGGAAGAAACCGCGGCGCAUCCAAUCCACGCCCUACCGCCUGGAAACGGAGGAGAAGAUAUCCUCUGCUGCCUGCGGUUACGGAUUCACACUGCUGUCCUCUAAAACCACAGACAUCACCAAAGUGUGGGGCAUGGGACUUAACAAGGAUUCCCAGCUUGGAUUCCAGAGAAGCAUAAGAGAUCGAACUAAGGGCUAUGAAUAUGUCUUGGAACCAUCUCCAAUUCCAUUGCCGCUGGAGAAGCCGCAGCAGACUCGAGUCUUGCAGGUGUCCUGUGGGAGAGCCCAUUCCCUGAUCCUGACAGAUAGCGAAGGAGUUUUUGCAAUGGGGAACAAUUCUUAUGGACAGUGUGGCCGGAAGGUUGUUGAAGAUGAAACUUACAGUGAAAGCCAUCUAAUUCAUCAGCUGAAGGAGUUUGACAGCAGAGUUGUUCAGGUUGUGUGUGGGCAGGACCACAGUCUGUUUAGAACCAAGAAGGGUGCAGUCUAUGCAUGUGGAUGGGGAGCCGAUGGACAAACAGGUCUUGGACACUACAGCAUCACCAGUGUUCCUACUAAGCUAUGCGGUGACAUUACUGGAGUAAACAUUAUCCAGGUCUCUUCCUAUGGGGACUGUUGUCUGGCUGUUUCAGAUGAAGGAGAUGUCUUUGGUUGGGGAAAUUCAGAAUACUUGCAGUUAGCAUCUGUCACUGAAACCACACAGGUGAAUGUUCCCAGACAUUUGCCGUUCAAGAUUGGGAAGGUAAAGGAGGCUGCGUGUGGAGGGACUGGCAAUAUGGUGCUUACGGAAGAAGGAAAUGUUUUUGUCUGGGGAUAUGGAAUUCUUGGGAAAGGACCAAACCUAAUAGAGACAGCAGUGCCAGAGAUGAUCCCACCCAGCCUUUUUGGCUGCUCAGACUUCAGUCCGGACAUCCGUGUUGCUCACAUUCGCUGUGGACUCAGCCAGUUUGCAGCACUUACAAACAGAGGAGAACUGUUUGUAUGGGGCAAGAAUCUAAGAGGGUGCCUGGGAACUGGAAGAAUGGAAGACCAGUAUUUCCCAUGGAGGGUGACUGUACCCGGUGAGGUGGUGGAUGUUGCCUGUGGAGUUGAUCAUAUGGUAAGCAUGGUUAAGUCUUUUACCUAGUAAUAUUGCUGGGCCUCAGCACGGUGCUAACAAGACGGGGGGACUUGUUGACGAGCUUCUUGGAAAGGAAGACUCAUCCCAUGAAGCCAGACAAGGAGUGACUGUGAGCAGAGACAGCCAUAGCAGUGCCCGGGUGCGUUGUCACCUCUGCAUCGUUGAAACUCUCUGGCCUGGCUCCAGGAAGGAAGUACGUUCCCUGAGGAGAGUGGAAGUGCUCUGGCACAUUCAUGAUGAGAUCCUGAAGAGUCUGAGGCCCAGCCCAGAGCUGGUGAGUACCUCUGUGCCUAAGGAUGAGGAGCAUCUUCCUCGGGGAAGACUUGGCACGAGAUGCAGUCUGUAGCACAGGACACUCAUUUAUGGACGCUUUCCCUGUCACCAGCUCUGAGCUGUCAGCAUUGGACUGAGCCAAACUAUUUCUCAAGGGAAAGGUGGGUUUUUUUUAAUAACUAUUUUUUAUGUGGAAGAAAAACCAUGCUGGUCGUUGGAGCCCAGCGCAGCUGUCCUUAGUGGCCACCACAGCUGCACUCUGCGCAGACCACUCUCCAUGCAGAAGCUGGGUGUGCAGCCCGCGGCCUGGAGGCAGUGGUGUGCUCUCAUCCCAGGCUGUGGCCGGCUUUCCCUGGGGGAUCUAAAGGCUAAAUGCCCAAGGAAUGUCUUUAUUAAACUGGAAGAGUGAGAACCAGUGUGCAGGGCAAAAGUACUGUUAAGUAAGACAGCAUGGAAAGGUAAAUCAUAGGCUGUCUGUGCUGCCAUUGCUGUGGAAGGACAGAUGGAGGUAGGCUGGAAGCAAAGCUCCCUCUUGGCUCCCUGCAGGGUCGGUGCUCAGGCAGGGGAUGUGACCAGCACUCACUGCUCAUCACCUACUUUUGUCUUCAUGUGCUGAUCACAAAUCACUGCCUUUGAUUUUUCUGGAAAAUCUCCAGGGGUAUGGUGGCUCUCAGCUGCAAGGAGCCCUUUUAAAUUAGCCAGGCUUUUAGUAGUGCCUAGCAGGGGAAGGAGUCUUAAUGGGCAAGAGACAGAGUCUUGUUUCUUGGAACCUUCUUAGCAGAAAAGUUGUGGUGAGCACAUUUAGAACACAGUAAGCUGAUGGAGAUGGGAUGCAACAACUGUAUGUACCUGAAUCUCACACUGAAAUGUGGGAAGCUGUCUUAUGAAAUACUCCAAACAUCAGGCAGAUGUUUAUAUUAUUUCUGUGUGGCAUACUUCUACUGUGUAAAUUAUUUUGGUAAAAUCUGAGCUAAUACGGUUUUAAUAAAGUGAUUAUAAAGUCUU
Molecule: messenger RNA, 2622 nt
Organism: Athene cunicularia (burrowing owl)
Lineage: Eukaryota; Metazoa; Chordata; Aves; Strigiformes; Strigidae
Gene: RCC1L
Product: RCC1 like
Exons: 12
Coding region: 1-1350 (449 amino acids)
Source: RefSeq, a predicted model, not a curated record